Molecule: messenger RNA, 3512 nt
Organism: Pungitius pungitius (ninespine stickleback)
Lineage: Eukaryota; Metazoa; Chordata; Actinopteri; Perciformes; Gasterosteidae
Gene: unc5a
Product: unc-5 netrin receptor A
Exons: 16
Coding region: 750-3500 (916 amino acids)
Biological process (GO): anterior/posterior axon guidance; netrin-activated signaling pathway
Cellular component (GO): membrane
Molecular function (GO): netrin receptor activity; protein binding
Source: RefSeq, a predicted model, not a curated record
AUAGGAAAAGCUCACUUGCUGGGAACCCGGAUGAAAUGACAUCCAUUUGGUCGUGCGUUGCCAAAAUGUGUCCAGUUACGCUUAUUCGAGAUAUGUAGAUGUUUGCUCAAGCGAGAAGAAGAAAAAAACAGGGGAAAAAAAAACAAGGGUAUAACAGGAGGGCGCGCUCAGGACGCUCCAUUCCCACACGCGGGAUCCGCUCCGGGUUUUGCCGCCCCGCUCAUCGCAGCGCGUGCACCUUCCCCGACUCUCAACAGUCCGGCGUUGCUGUGCAGGCAGAUGUUCCUCCUCCGAUGCGUAUUCUUACAAUCGCUGCGUGCGGAGAAGGUGUUUCUUUGGCGCGGAGAAAAGUGAAACUGGACGGAAACUGCUCCUCGGCUCCGAGGGAGAGGGAGAGUUGUGGACGCAUUGGCGGCUUUGGAGAGGCACGGCACGGCGAGAAAAUACUAAAUUGAGGGCGGAGAGCGAGGCAGCACUUUUAUUUACCACACCUGUGAUGCGUUUGUUGUGAGCAACGAAGACGCACGACCGGGAUACUGGUGACCACGGUGCGGCAGGAGGAUACGUGCUGAGGAGAGGACUUGGGCGUAGUGAACAAGGCGGUUAAGAGCUACAGAGGACACUCUCCGGACCUUGGUCUUUUUAAAGCCCAGCUGUGCCGGUGUUUUUCGGCUCUGCUGCCUGUCUUUUGAAACUUGGGCGACCCCUUUUUUUUUUUUUUCCUUAAAGAAGAAAGAGAAAGCGGGAAGAUGCCCUCACUUCUGGGCCCCUUUGUCCAAUGCGGGUUCAGCGCCGCUCGGCUCCUCGCGCUCGGGCUCGUCUUCGCGGGCUUCACCUGCACUGGGUCGGAGCACGCCACAGCAACACUUCCUGCCGCCUUUUCUGACCUGUUGCCCCACUUCCUGGUGGAGCCGGAGGACGAGUUCAUUGUGAAGAACAAGCCGGUGACGCUGACCUGCCGCUCCACCCCGGCCACGCAGAUCUACUUCAAGUGCAACGGCGAGUGGGUUCACCAGGACGACCACCUGAUCGAGCGGACCGUCGACCCAGCCACAGCGCUGCCAAUCAUGCAGGUGACAAUUGACAUUACCAGACAGCAGGUGGAGAAGAUCUUCGGCCUGGAUGAGUACUGGUGUCAGUGUGUCGCCUGGAGCACCACCGGAACCCAGAAGAGCCAAAAAGCGUACAUCAGGAUUGCUUACCUGAGAAAAAACUUUGAGGAGGAGCCACAGGGUAAAGAGGUCGCAUUGGACCAGGAGGUGUUACUGCGCUGCCAUCCCCCCGAGGGAGUGCCACAAGCUGAGGUGGAGUGGCAGAGAAACGAGGAUGUGAUCAACCCAGCGAGUGACCCCAAUGUUUUCAUCACGACUGACUACAAUCUUGUCAUCAAAAAAGCCCGUCUGGCAGACACGGGCAACUACACGUGUGUGGCCAAAAACAUUGUUGCACGCCGCAAAAGCCCCUCGGCCACAGUCCUGGUCUACGUCAACGGCGGCUGGUCCACGUGGACCACCUGGUCGUCCUGCAGCGCCGUGUGUGGGCGCGGCUGGCAGAAGAGGAGUCGGAGCUGCACCAACCCCACGCCACUGAAUGGAGGCACAUCCUGUGAGGGGCAGAACGUCCAGAAAAGUGCCUGCGUGGCCACCUGUCCAGUGGACGGAGGCUGGAGCGAGUGGAGCAAGUGGUCCGCAUGUGGUGCAGACUGUUCGAUGUGGAGGAGCAGGGAGUGCACCCAGCCCUCACCUGGCACCGGGGGCAAAGACUGCCAGGGGCUCGACCUCCAGUCUCUCAACUGUACCAGUGAGCAGUGCCCGCAGACCGUGAGCGGAGCCGAGGACGUGGCGCUCUACGUGGGCAUGGUGGCGGUGGCUCUGUGUCUGACCCUGCUGCUCAUCGUGGUGGUCCUGGUCUACCGGCGCAAGAAGGAGGACUUGGAUGCCGACGUGGCAGACUCCUCCAUCCUCACCACUGGCUUCCAGCCCAUGGGCAUCAAGCCCAGUAAGCCAGGUGUGUGGGCACCGCGGCCACGCAGGCCUCCCCCCCACAGCAAGAAUUCCCAUUUGCUCACCAUCCAGCCUGACCUGACCUCCACCACCACCAGUUACCAAGGCACCCUGCGCUCUCGCCACGACGCCACCGGCAAGUUCUCCAUGACCAACGGGCCUCUGCUCGACCCGCUUCCCAACGGCUCACACACUCUGCACAACGGCAAACUGAACCCCGACCCUGCGGAGUUUGUGAGCCGGCUGUCCACGCAGAGCUACUUUAAAACUCUGCCCCGCGAUGUGGCCAACAGCUCCUUCGGGACCUUCAACUUCCUGGGAGGCAGGCUGACCAUCCCCAGCACAGGAAUCAGCCUGCUCAUUCCUCCCGAGGCCAUCCCCAGAGGAAAGAUCUAUGAGAUUUAUCUCACUGUUCAGAGGAAGGAAGAUUUAAGGUUACCCCUGGCCGGCUGCCAGACCCUGCUCAGCCCCGUCGUGAGUUGUGGCCCUCCUGGGGUGGUCCUGAGCCGGCCAGUUAUCCUCAGCAUGGACCACUGCUCUGACGCGUGCCUUGAUAACUGGGCCGUCCGCCUCAAGAAGCAGAACUAUGAGGGUACUUGGGAGGACGUCCUGCUGAUGGGGGAGGAGCUGGUGUCGGAGCCCUAUUACUGCCAGCUCGAGGCCGAGACCUGCCGCCUUUUCUCGGAGCAGCUGGGCACCCUCGCCCUGGUGGGCGAGUCCCUGCACAUGGGCGCCGCCAAGCGCCUCAGACUGGUGCUCUUCUCCGACGCGUACUGCUCCACGCUGGAGUACAACAUCAGGGUCUACUGCAUGGAUGACACACAAGAUGUUUUCAAGGAGGUGAUGCAGAUGGAGCGGCAGCUCGGGGGUCGGCUGAUUGACGAGCCUCACGUCCUGCUUUUUAAAGACAGCUACCACAACCUGCGCCUGUCCAUCCACGACAUGCCCCAGGCACACUGGAGGAGCAAGCUGCUAGCUGGCUACCAGGAGAUCCCGUUCUACCACAUCUGGAACGGUUCCCAGCGGUACCUGCACUGCACGUUCACUCUGGAGCGGCUCAGCCUCAGCACCUGCGAGCUCACCUGCCAGCUGUGCGUGUGGCAGGUGGAAGGAGAGGGACAGAGCUUUAGCCUCGACUUUAACAUCGCCAAGGACAUCCGAGCUGUGGACUCUGAGUUUCUGUUAAUGGACAGUACCGCUGCAGCUCUGGCAGGGCCCAGCGCCUUUCAGAUCCCGUACCUCAUCAGGCAGAAGAUAUGCAGCAGCCUGGAUGCCCCCUGUCCCAACGGAGCCGAUUGGAGAAUGCUAGCACAAAGACUUAAACUAGAGAGACACAUGAGUUUCUUUGCAUCCAAAGCGAGCCCCACCUCUGUGAUCCUGGACCUGUGGGAGGCACAACAUUUCCACAGCGGCAACAUCAACCAGCUGGCCACGGUCAUGGCUGACAUCGGCAAACAAGAAGCCAUGAUAUUCCUGGUCUCCGAUGGCGAGUGCUAACCCAGACGGGGG